AUGGCGAUGGCACCGGAAGCUUCAGCAACCGCCGAAUCCUCUUCCAGUGCUCCUUCAACCUCAAAACAUCGCCCUUAUCAGGACCAGCGACAAAAACAGUCUCGAAAUCAGCAAUGCCUACGGCCAUCGCAAGAUUAUCACCAAACUCCUAAUAAUUAUCAUCACCAUCGACAACAACAGCGACAGCAUUACUGUCAACAGAACGCUUCAUCGUCGAAGCAGCAACAGCAGGAGGAGCAGAAGCGACCAGCUUCUGCAUCCUCGAGCACAUUUUCUUCGCCGAAACUCACUCUACGUGAGUCGUUACGUGAGUCAUUCCGUGAUUUGCAUAUGCCACGAAUUUUAUCAAAUCUUUGGAAACCUGCGUCCGAGAUAAGUUUGGUACUAGAAGCGAUGCGUUAUGGAUCGUCGCCAACUUAUCUGCUGACGCAUGAGCCACCGCCAAAGACGGCGCCUACUACUGGCCGCCCAAGUUGCACCUCAAAAUCAACCGGUAAUUUGGCACCGAAGAAGCGGAAACGCCGAAAAGCCAUAGUUACAUGGCAGAAUUAUUCGCCGCAUCAUAUCAACAAGCAAAUACGAUAU
This is a messenger RNA of Gongylonema pulchrum, 585 nucleotides long. NCBI's taxonomy places the organism in Eukaryota, Metazoa, Nematoda, Chromadorea, Rhabditida, Gongylonematidae. The record is from the annotation of a GenBank genome assembly.